CACCGCUCACGUUUGAGUGCGAAGCUCAUUUCAGCUCAAUUUUCUUCACAAAUCCUCCUCAAAACUCCCGUAAACAUGAACGAACACCCGGAGCAGGAGGCAGAAAAGCGCACGGCGUCUAACUCGAGAGAAGAGGCGGCUGCGGCGUCCAGCAGCACAGAGAAGAGACGGAUACAGAAGCUCGGGCACCGCGGGCUGCUGACCGAGGAGCAGGGAGCCAAGAUGGAGCACCUGACCACCGCGAGGGCCACCUACGUCCUGCCCAGGGGCCCCGCGGUCAGGCUCACAGGACGCAGACGAGAAAACUUGGAGCAGAACAUCGCUCGGACCAUAAGAGAACAGAUCGAGCUGCAGAUGAAGUCUCCUCCGCGUGACCCGGUGUCCUGCUGCUCCGUCACCCACGAAAGCUUCAGCGUCGCGGGCUUUGUACCUCUGACAGAGCGCCUCACUCCGGUGCAUGACUACACCUCAGAGCCCAGCGUCACGUUCUGGAGCGAGAACCACCAGCACAUACAGGGGGUGACUCCGGUGCGGUCCCCAGGCGCCCCGUUCAGGAAGUGCUCACAGUUCAGCCGACCAAUCGGUGAGCGCGUGGACGAUCCGGCCCCGCCCCCCGAGGACUGACGGCGAGUAACAGCUCAUCAAGAGUUUAAUAAAGACUGAUCCAUGGCAAAGGUCAGU
Molecule: messenger RNA, 681 nt
Organism: Boleophthalmus pectinirostris (great blue-spotted mudskipper)
Lineage: Eukaryota; Metazoa; Chordata; Actinopteri; Gobiiformes; Gobiidae
Gene: spag8
Product: sperm associated antigen 8
Exons: 6
Coding region: 76-624 (182 amino acids)
Biological process (GO): positive regulation of transcription by RNA polymerase II
Cellular component (GO): cytoplasm; nucleus
Molecular function (GO): microtubule binding
Source: RefSeq, a predicted model, not a curated record